AUGUCAAAUCUUGCAAAACUUGACUUUGGGGCUCUUGACAUUUCGGAAAAGAAUUAUUUGCCUUGGGCUCUAGACGCUGAAAUCCAUCUAAAUGUAGAAGGUCACGGUAAUGCUAUUAAAGAAGGAAAUAUAUCAUCUGAUCAACAAAAGACAAAAGCCAUGAUAUUCCUUCGUCGUCAUCUUCAUGAGGACCUUAAAAAUGAAUAUCUUACUGUAAUUGAUCCAUAUGUUUUGUGGAAAAAUUUAAAAGAGAGAUAUGCUCAUCAAAAAUUGGUUAUUCUACCAAAAGCUCGUUAUGAUUGGAUGCAUUUACGCUUGCAAGAUUUUAAAAGUGUAAGUGAUUAUAAUUCUGUCAUGUUUAGAAUAACCUCUAAGCUGACAUUAUGUGGAAAAAAAGUAACUGAUGAAGAUAUGUUAGAAAAAACAUUCUCCACUUUUCAUGCAUCCAAUGUGCUCCUACAACAGCAUUAUCGAGAAAAAGGGUUUAAUAAAUACUCUGAUUUGAUAUCUUGUCUUCUUGUGGCUGAACAAAAUAAUGAACUCUUGAUGAAAAAUCACGAGGCUCGCCCUGCAGGCACAACUCCAUUCCCAAAAGUGAAUGUAGCAAGACACGAUCACUAUGUGAAAAAUCAUGGUCGUGGUCGUGCGCGUGGCCGCGGUCGUGGCCGUGCCCAUAAUAAUGCUCGUGGUCUUAAUUUUGAUCAUAACCGCAAUGGCAAUCAUAAGAAUGUACCCUUUCACCAGAAGUGGAAAGAUACUGAAAAGAAUGAAAAAGGUGGUCAAAGUAGCAAAAGUAAAGAGAAUUAUUGCUAUCGUUGUGGUGGGAAAGGUCAUUGGGGUCGCACUUGUCGUACACCAAAACACCUUGUUGAUCUUUAUCAAAAAUCACUAAAAAGUACAAAAACAAGGAUUGAGACAAAUUUUUCUAAUGAAGAUGGUUAUCCCGAUUAUGGCAAUAUAGAUGUUACUCAUUUAGAUAUUGGUGAUUUCUUUGCUGAUCCAAAUGAAAAAAUUGACCACCUUAUUGGAGAUGGAACUGUCAAGAAAUAG
Molecule: messenger RNA, 1050 nt
Organism: Vicia villosa (hairy vetch)
Lineage: Eukaryota; Viridiplantae; Streptophyta; Magnoliopsida; Fabales; Fabaceae
Exons: 1
Coding region: 1-1050 (349 amino acids)
Molecular function (GO): nucleic acid binding; zinc ion binding
Source: RefSeq, a predicted model, not a curated record